Dissoconium aciculare CBS 342.82 is the source of this 1401-nucleotide messenger RNA. Its product is annotated as glycoside hydrolase family 5 protein. Gene Ontology annotation, biological process: glucan catabolic process. The transcript is spliced from 7 exons. The record is from RefSeq and is a predicted model, not a curated record. Gene Ontology annotation, molecular function: beta-glucosidase activity. Gene Ontology annotation, cellular component: cell surface; extracellular region. Bases 1 to 1401 code for a protein of 466 amino acids. Lineage: Eukaryota; Fungi; Ascomycota; Dothideomycetes; Mycosphaerellales; Dissoconiaceae.
AUGUUACGCUUGCUGGGUCUGGCGCAACAGGCGCUUUUGCUGGGAGCAGCAUUACACGCUGUUGCCACGCACGCCGUUGUGUUCCGCGGAGUCAAUUUGGGAAGCUGGCUCGUCACUGAACCUUGGAUGGUCAGCACACUUUAUGCUUCAACGAAUGCCCCCGACGAAUGGACUUUGUGCAAUACGCUCGGCAAGAAGCAAUGUUUAUCAGUGUUACAGAAUCAUUGGGCAACAUUCAUAACCCGUGACGACAUGGUACAGAUCAAGAAUGCUGGUUUAAGGUUCGUAGUAAAGCACGGAGUUCGGAUACCUAUCGGAUAUUGGGCAGUUGAUCUGCUUGAUUACGAGCCUUAUGUGGCCGGCUCAUAUCCAUACCUCAUUCAGGCAGUGCAAUGGGCUCAGCAGCUUGGGCUGAGCGUUUUCAUCGAUCUCCACGGUGUCCCAGGUUCUCAAAACGGCUGGGCGCUGUCCGGAAUUGUUGGUCACAACGAGUUUCUUGCCAACACGACCAAUACGGAUCGGACGCUUAAUGUGCUUCGUAACCUGACUGCGGAAUUUUCUCAAAGCAUCUACGGAGGGGCUGUAACGAACAUCGAGAUCGUGAACGAACCUACCAUCGACUAUGCCUCGCUUCGAUCCUUCUACACACCAGCCUCGAACGUCGUUGGUGCAGGCAACUCCAGCGGGAUCAACAUCACCAUUUCCGAUGGAUUUUACAACCCCCACUCGUGGCAAAACUUCGAUCCAUGGAAUCCUCAAGCAAAUCAAACGGCGCCGCACAUCACGCUCGAUACCCAUCAGUUCUGGGCUUUUCCACCGCUCGACAAACUCGACAAAACAGGCGUGCUGAACUCGAUCUGCACCUUUGCAAAGAAUCAGUUGCGCGUGGACCCUAGCGAGGGCACGCCGCCCACGCUUGUUGGUGAAUGGUCUUUAAGCACGGGUGUCACUUCGAAGAGUAGCGUCGACGCAGCUCAGGACCGCGCCAAGCGAACCUGGUUCCGACAACUUUUCGAGGCGCAAAACGCGGCCUUCACCCCUACGAAACCUGGCGAUGCCUCGAUUGGCUGGUAUUUCUGGUCCUGGAAGACAGACUAUGACGUUGAUGCGUGGUCGUACCGCAAGGGUAUCGCACUGGGCUAUAUCCCUUCUAACAUCAGCGAUCCAUCCACGUAUGCCUACCCUAUCGGAAGCGAUGGCUGUAUCGACCAGACAUUCCAAUGGAAUGCACCCAUGCUUUCGACUGCCACCCCGACAUUCGGCAUUGCCGCAGGUGCAACAGGCAGUGUCGCACAAAAGGGCGCAGGAAACUCUCGAGCCGCAUUACCGUUCUCAGGAGAGCACGGCCUAUGGUCAUGGGCAGCUAUCGGUGCUGCUUCAUUCCUGGGGAUGAUGUUAUAG